UGGCACAGGGUUGUGCUCCCUGCCGGAAGUCAUUUCCAGGCGUACCCCUCCCCCACCCCGCGACAGCGGCCGGCGUCCUGGAAACGGACGGAAGCCGGAAGGGAGCAGAGAUGCUGAGCGCUGAGCGCUUCUCGGUGCCGGGCCCCGAGUACCUGGGUGCUUAUGUGAUGGAUGCACAGACGUGCAGGUCCUGGGCUGCAGCCCACGGGUGGCUGUGUGGAGCAGAACCACUUCCCUGCUCUGCAUGCAGUUCUUUGCGUGGCACGAUAAGUACGGGCUCAGAGACAUGUCCUCACGUACAUGGAGGAUGCAGUGAGCCAGCUACUAGAGAACAGAGAAGAUAUUAGUCAGUAUGGCAUUGCCAGAUUCUUCACUGAAUAUUUUAACAGCGUCCGUCAAGGAACUCACAUUUUGUUCCGAGAGUUCAGCUUUGUGCAAGCCACCCCUCAUAAUAGGGCAUCCUAUCUACGGACUUUCUGGAGAUGUUUCCGAACAGUGGGCAAAAAUGGAGAUUUGCUGACAGCAAAGGACUACCACUGCCUGCUGCAGCUGCUGUGCCCUGACUUUCCAAUGGAACUCACUCAGAAGGCAGCAAGGAUCGUGCUGAUGGAUGAUGCCAUGGAUUGCUUGAUGUCUUUUUCUGAUUUCCUCUUUGCCUUCCAGAUCCAGUUCUACUACUCAGAGUUCCUGGAGAGUGUGGCUGCUAUUUAUCAGGAUCUGUUGGCUGGUAAGAAUCCGAACACUGUAAUUGUUCCAACGUCAUCCUCUGGGCAGCACCGUUCCCGUCAGGCUUCAAGUGAGUGCAGCCCACUUGAUGGGGUGGAGGCAUCUCUAUUCUACCAGUGCCUAGAGACCCUGCUUGAUAGGUCAAAAUACAGCUGUCCCCCAUCCGCCCUUGUCAAAGAGGUGCUGAGCAGUGUCCAGAGACUGACUUUCUAUGGAUUCCUGAUGGCACUUGCAAAGCAUCACGGGAUCAACAGAGCUGUAGGGGCUCUGCCAGAUAAAGGAGAUUUGCUUCUUGACCCUCCCAUGGACCAGGAACUGGAGAAACUGGUAGCUCAGGUUUCAGGGCUCUCUAUCUCCACUCCUGCCAGCUCCAGUGGGGAGCCAGCCAACUUGCCUUCCCGCAACUCCCCCAGAAUCAACUCCCCCUGGAAGCCCCUGCACCACCGUAGGAAAGUGGAUACAGAGAGCGAUAUCUCCACUGAAGAGACAGACUCCUCGGAGAACUAAUGUGAAGUUAGCAACUCCUCCUCCUGACUCCCCCGCAACUGAUGGGAUGCAGGACGGAAGAGCACCUCUGCCUGGAGGCUGAAAUUAGGUCCCACCUGCAUCUCCAUUGCAUGUGCCUCCCUCCACACCACGCCCAGGUGCCUCAAGCCCCUCCCUGCAAACCACCAUCACCUCCUGUCCCAGACUUGGCAAAGGAAUCUCUCUUUCAUCCAGAGCCCAGAACUGAGGCCACUUCCAGCUGCAGAGUUAUGCUGCCCCCUGCUGGCAAAUAAGACAAAUUACCCAAAGCUUGCCCUGGGAAGACCUCCCCAUGGCAUUCUACUGCUGAUAGGAAAUAUUCUUCUCACCACUGAUCUCACCUUCCUGUGCUUGCUAGGUGCGAGGAGCAGAGGGAGAGCUAGUAUAGAUGGAAUCCCAUCUCCCCAAGAGCUUCACUCAAAUUAUUCCUGAUAAAGCUGCACUUGUCCUAGGACAAAGGUGGAAGAAAUUUCUAUAAUGCCCAGAAAAGUAAGACCUAGUUGUUGCCCUCUCUACUCUUCUCGGCCUUCUCCUUGGUCUCUAAGAGAUGCCAAAGCAAACACAGAAACUAGAUUUUCAGUUAAAUACUGCACUGUGAUCAUCUGUUGUACUGGGUUAGCCAUGGGGUUCUCUCUGGGAACAUGCUCCUUCUAAUGCCAUCAUAAUAUAAUUUAGUGUUAUCUUAAGAGCAGUGACAGGGUGGACGUAGCACAUAAAUUUCCCCUUGCCACGCACCUUGUGGUCUGCAGUGUUUUAGGUAUUGUGCUAGCUGGGGUGUAUAUGACAGGAGUUGAAGGGAUCUUAUCUUGACUUAAUCUGAGUUAUCUGCUAAAUGGGUGCAGGCAUUGAUAGGGCAGCAAAGGACUCAACAUCCUACCUGAAUUUUGUCCUUACAACUGCAAGAAUGAAGCCUCCACCCUGUUAUUCCUGCAGAACUCAGCAGCUUGGACUUCAAAGCCCAGAAGCUGGUGGAGCUCAGCCUUGGCAUCUCCCAGUCUGCUUGGGUCUUCCCCAAAGGCCAGUUACCUCCUGCCCCUGACUCAGUCUGAAGGAGCUUCCUUGCUUCUCUUCCUUCACAGAAAGCUUCAAGGUGCCAAACACCAGGAACUGUUUCCCAAGGGUGUGGAGUUGGCAUCCAAAUGGUAUUUGUCCCCUGAGGAAUCUGGUUUAAGAAGCAAUCUACCCAAAUCCUCCCAUGCCUGGGACCCUGC
Molecule: messenger RNA, 2462 nt
Organism: Alligator sinensis (Chinese alligator)
Lineage: Eukaryota; Metazoa; Chordata; Crocodylia; Alligatoridae
Gene: CSTPP1
Product: chromosome unknown C11orf49 homolog
Exons: 10
Coding region: 301-1233 (310 amino acids)
Source: RefSeq, a predicted model, not a curated record